This is a messenger RNA of Symbiodinium necroappetens, 549 nucleotides long. The record is from the annotation of a GenBank genome assembly. NCBI's taxonomy places the organism in Eukaryota, Dinophyceae, Suessiales, Symbiodiniaceae.
AUGAAAUUUCCAUUUGUGCUGUGCUUACGGCCGGUGGAUGAGAUUCGCAGCAAGUUCGCGGCGUACAAGACCAAGAAGUUCGAACACAUUCAAGACCAGUUGGGACUUCUGAAUAAGACUGAUAUCUACGACAUCUACGCCGCAGCAGAGCCGGACACGACUCUGACGAAGAUUGGAGUGCUAAACAUGCGCACUCCGUUCGUCAAAACCAAGUUCGGAGACACGAAGCUCUUCUUCCGUCAUGAUUGGUUCGAGAACGAUUUGAUGCGUCGUCCAGAUUGGGCGCCAGUGGUCGAUGACGAAGACUUCUGGCUCAAGGAGGGUGCGAAUCGUCGGUUGAGUGAUGUGGAUCCAGGACCGGCAGACGACAGUUUGGAGCAAAAUGCCUGGGUUGGCGGCUACAACCCAACAAGCGUCAAUGACAUGGUCAACGACGCCAAAAAGGGUGGAGAAGGAUCACUUCUCCAAACCAAUGCCCGCCCGCGCUGUCCCAUGGCCUACCUGCACCAAGGUGACAACAGCUUCGUGCAGACGCUGCUGUCCAGGUAG